Molecule: messenger RNA, 195 nt
Organism: Botrytis byssoidea
Lineage: Eukaryota; Fungi; Ascomycota; Leotiomycetes; Helotiales; Sclerotiniaceae
Exons: 1
Coding region: 1-195 (64 amino acids)
Source: RefSeq, a predicted model, not a curated record
AUGGAUAGCGAAAAGGUCGGAAAAUCCAGCAAAGGCAUCUCGUUUGACAGUAGCACCAAAGUAGAGAAAGAAGAAAAAAGAGAGCCAGUCAAAGCUGGAACUAAGAGAGGUGCACCGAUUACCAAACAUGUCGAGCGUGCACCGACUGCCAGAUUUACCGACGAUGCGCCGAAGGGGAAGAAGAUCAAGCGCUGA